This is a messenger RNA of Trichophyton verrucosum HKI 0517, 2865 nucleotides long. RefSeq lists its product as uncharacterized. The record is from RefSeq and is a predicted model, not a curated record. NCBI's taxonomy places the organism in Eukaryota, Fungi, Ascomycota, Eurotiomycetes, Onygenales, Arthrodermataceae. The transcript has 4 exons. Gene Ontology annotation, cellular component: cytoplasm. Gene Ontology annotation, biological process: positive regulation of TORC1 signaling. Bases 1 to 2865 code for a protein of 954 amino acids. Gene Ontology annotation, molecular function: protein binding.
AUGGAGACCGCUGUCCGCUGGUCACCGAGUUCAACAUUGGACGACCAGAGGUUUCUCUACGUCGAUAUACCCGGCAAGUCCUUCAAUUUAUGCAAGGUCACUUCUCGCGAUGAUGUCCUGGGGGCGUUGAAGUAUGAUGUUCUAUCCUCCCGACACUCAGUCCCUCCAUUUCGAGCAUUUGACUGGUCAUCAGCCGAUGAGAACUUAGCCGUUGUAGGACAGUCGUCGGGGGAGGCAGCAGUUCUCCGCUUAGAUGAUGAUACGCAGAGUCCUGUUGUUUUCCCCAUACGAAAUCAGAGAUCUUGCAAUGCUGUUGCAUUCAAUACACAGGGAUUGCUAGCUGCUGGGCUCGACAAAGUUAGGAAUGAUUUCAGCCUGAAUAUAUGGAAUGUGAAUCAGCGCCUUAGCUUGGGAAGCUCCGCUCGACCAUUUGGAUCCAGUCGGUAUCCUACAGAACCUCUCCGGAAGCUUGCCAGCUCAGAACCAAUUACAAGUAUCAAGUUCUUCAAGGAUCACCCAGAAACGCUAGUUGUUGGGGUUCGCGGCCAGUCAGUUAGGAUAUAUGACCUACGAGAGUCAUCUGGUAGCCCAUCACUGCAGUUCAUCACACGGUGUGUCCACAACAUAGCCAUAGAUUGGCUAGACGAGAACUAUAUUGCUGCUUGUUUCCCUUCGAAUGACGUCGCCAUUAGCAUAUGGGAUCGCCGUUCAGGAUUUCGCUACCCCACAGCCGCAGGUGCCGCAUCUGCUAGUGCGGAUUCUGGUCCUCUUUCUACUGCAUUGGACUUAAAACCAGAUAUAGAAUCCAACUCUACAAUCUCAAGUCUCCGAUUUUGUCGAUCAAAGCGGGGAUGCUUAGGAAUGCUUACCACAACCGGAACGUUUCGUUGCUAUGAUAUUGCGAAGGAGUAUCUUUCCGAGGAAAAUAAAUCAUCCUUAGAACAUGCCCUAGGGCAAGACUCGAGCAAACAUUACCCCGAGCAAAUAUAUACUAGGAAAGUGCAAGACUUCAGGCCCUCUAUUCUCCCUUCUGGCGGUGCUGCAAAGAAAGACUGGCAACGGGUUACUUCCUUCGAUUUUCUAAACAAAGGAGUGGUAUCUCAACCGGUUGCAAUAACUCUCUUGGCUGACAAGACUGUCAGCCUUUUUACUCCACCACCUCCGCCAUCCUCCACAGAUCUUUCUUCUAAGUGUUCUUUGAGUAUAGGAGGUCCAGUUUGCAGUGACUCGAGCCCUAUGGUUUUAAGGCCAUCAUCAGACUUAGGACUCACGGCAUCACAAAUUAAUUUUGGAAAAACUCCUAAUGUACUUUCGAGCGAAGAGGAACAUAGCCACCAAUCCACCUCGGAUCACCAAAUUGGCGAAACGGCUGAAACAAACCACGAAAAGCGAGAUAGUGCAUUUCCAACCGACGACACUCCCUCAUUUGAUGAUGCACUGUCAUGGCUAACCAUACCCCGCUUGAGAUGUAAAGAAGGAUAUCUGCUAGAUAGCGAGAAAAAUAAAGCUAUAGUAUCCGAUAACCACUCUCUACAAGAGUUAUGGGAUUGGAUUGGGCGCGUGUAUAGUGUUUGGAAUGGAAAGCUCGGACGAAGCUUUGAAAGCAGACGUGAUAGCUCAGAACUGGCUGAAGAACGAAGUAUAAGCCAGCUUUUCCAAGAAUUGGUACACAAGCUUAACUUCGCUCAAAGCAAAACCUGUGAAUCCGAGUUUCCUGAAAAACGUCAGCUUUGCCUUCAUAUAUGCGGCGCACCUGAGUCAAAUGAUGACCUUGUUAAUACGGUGAAUAAGCUCGUGGCAGAGAGGCAACAUUCCAAAGCCGCUGCCUUAGCUAUAUUCCAAGAUGAGGUGAAGUUAGCCUACAAGGCGCUAAGAGAGAAUAAACCUACCCAAGCACACAAAUUAUUGGCAAUGGCCAUCAUAGGAGGGUCAAAAGGGGACGCAGGGCCCGAUUGGGAAGAGACAUGUGCAGAAAUCGCAGCUGAACUCACAGACCCUUAUGCCAGGGCCAUACUAGCCAUGGUUGGCAAUAGUGACUGGAUGUCUGUAUUGCAAGAAGCAACCCUUCCGCUCAAGUACCGUGUGGAAGUGGCAUUGCGCUGGCUACCUGACGCCGAGCUCACGAGCUACUUGAGAGAUGCCUCUGUGCAGGCUAUACACCAGGGAGACGUUGAGGGUGUUCUGCUUACAGGACUUGAUCAUGCAGCGUUGGACUUGUUUCAAUCAUACAUUAACAAGUUCAAUGACGUGCAGACACCCGUCCUAGCGAUGUGUCACACGGUUCCACGAUUUAUAAGAGAUGCCCCGAGCAAGGCCCGGUUCGAGGCAUGGCGCGAAACCUACCGACACCAAAUGAACUCAUGGAAACUACAUCUGAACAGAGUAAAGUUCGAUAUCGAGUCGAGGAAACUUGCGAUAACAUGGGAAUCACGCAGGCUCGUGGAACCACCUCUCCAACAAAUUAGCCUCGUCUGUAACUACUGCACCCGCCCCCUUACACAACAGGACACUUCAAAUUCUGAGGUUGCCACUACGCCCACUGAAUAUUCCCACGCAACCCCAGGGAACCCAUUAGGUCACCCCUCCAUGAAUGGCACUGCAUGCCCCAAAUGCAACCGGCAUAUGCCUCGCUGCGGUAUAUGCUCGUUGUGGUUGGGGACCCCAGACCCGAUGUCCAAAGCAUCAAUCGCAGAAGAUUCGAAAAAGGCAGCAUCGACUACUCAGAGCCACGAUGAUAUUAUGAGACGGUUUGUAGCGUUCUGUGUCAACUGUAACCAUGGGUUUCAUGCAGAUCACGCGAGGGACUGGUUCAAUAAGCAUAAAAUAUGCCCUGUUGCGGAGUGUGGAUGCAUCUGUGAUCGUUAA